AUGCCGGUUGCAAAGAGGGAAACCGAGAUUUACAGAAGGGAUGCGAAGCUCAACCAUAAUCUAUUAACCCCAGCUGAACGAGAGAAGCUCCUGGAGCCAUAUUUACCAGAGCCUCCUACGAGACAGAACUCAAAAGCGAAAAAGGGUAGCAAGGUUAGGGUGCUCCCAGCGGAAGAGAGCCAUUCGCGACUGGGCAUACGGAAAUUCCUCAAAAAUCAACUACAUGCACUUGUUUACGUUAUAAUACACACGGUAUUCUCCAUUUACAUACGUUUUCGAGUAGCAUACCAUGGAGUAAAGGAUCGGAUUUUCGCAAUACUGUAUUACCACCACCGAACGCCAGAACUUAUUCAGAAAGAUGUCAAAGGGCUAGACAGAAUACCAACACAUUUGAGUGUCAUAUUGAAGCUUGAAGAUGGAGGCAAAGGAGGGGCUGGGUUGGAAACAUUGGUUGACGAGGUUGCGGAGAUUUCGGCUUGGUGCAUGUGUGUUGGGAUUCCCACGCUUUCCGUUUAUGAAAAGACUGGAAUAUUGAAAGGAUAUGUUCCAGCAACACAUCGCGCUAUUACACGAAAGCUGUCCUCAUAUCUAGGACCGGAUCAUCCUGCGGUUUCCCUACGUGCUCCUCACGUUCCAUCCAUUGAAUCAGCAGCGACAACAACCACUGGUGAAAUUAUUUCUUUUGCGAAGCCACUAUCCGUUCUUUUGCUUUCAGCCGAAGAUGGCCGAGAUUCUAUAGUCGACCUUACCAAGACUUUAGCAGACAUGGCGCAGCGCGCCAAACUUUCCUCCACGGACAUCAGUGUUGAUUUGGUUGAUGCUGAGCUUGCUGAGAGUGUCAUGGGCGAGCCAGACCUCUUGGUCCUUUUCAGUCCAAUUGUUGAACUAUCAGGGUAUCCACCGUGGCAGUGUUUUUGA
Glarea lozoyensis ATCC 20868 is the source of this 918-nucleotide messenger RNA. RefSeq names its product Undecaprenyl diphosphate synthase. Gene Ontology annotation, molecular function: ditrans,polycis-polyprenyl diphosphate synthase [(2E,6E)-farnesyl diphosphate specific] activity. NCBI's taxonomy places the organism in Eukaryota, Fungi, Ascomycota, Leotiomycetes, Helotiales, Helotiaceae. The record is from RefSeq and is a predicted model, not a curated record. The coding region runs from base 1 to 918 and encodes 305 amino acids. The transcript has 4 exons. Gene Ontology annotation, cellular component: dehydrodolichyl diphosphate synthase complex; endoplasmic reticulum membrane.